UGAUCUACACCCAUCAUGGGCAGGGAAAACUUUUAGGCUGCAUCUGCACCUCUCCUCUGGUCAGCCCUGGAACUUUUUUCCUCCUCAACUUUUGCUCUCCCCCUCCUGGACUUUAAUUGACCCUCUUCAGAGAACCUUAGGUCACCGUCACGGUGACCCUUUGGUAUAUUUAUCCUUUUUCAUCUUCAGGGGAAUUGAACAUCCAGUCCAGACACCAGUUGUAAUAUCUUUUGGUUGUGGCUGUUCUUCCUUGUAGGGGCUCUGUGCAGGGACUCAUCCUUGACGAUCAGGACUCAAACAGGAUUAGGGAGGUGGCAGUCCAUGUUCUUUUUUUCUCUACAACUUUUUUGUUGUUGUUGCCCUAAGGGAUUAAUUGCUGAAAUUACAUAUUCAAACCAGCAUGACUGAGGGAGUCGAAGGUACAGUAUCUACACAAGUCUAACGCGAUCCUCCACCACAACCAUGGUCAUAGAGAGCAAAAACGGGGAGGCAGGACAGCCCCUAGUCAGGGUGUCUAAGAGGACCGUGACUGACGACCUGUACACCACCUUCAGUUCCCCCAUGGCCUGGAUCCUGGUCCUAGCCCUGGUCAUCACCUGGUCCUGCGUGGCCAUCAUCAUGUUUGACCUGAUGGACUACAAGGGCAUCACAGGGGUCCCCCCACCUCCCGCUGUCAGGAAAGCAAUUAAGGAGGCAGGGAGGUCUAGAGGAAGCAUUCAGCAUAUCAGCUCAGAUCCCAUGAAAGUGGUGAACGAGGCAGUGGAGGAGUCCACUGGCUGGGGCAACCUGCUUCUGACCUUUGCCUCCAACCUGGUAGCACCUGAGGAGGAGGAGGAAAUCGAAGGUGAGCUACAUCCGGUGAAGAAAAAAGAUAUAGGAUGGUACGUUGAAGAGGAUCAUCAUGCUGAAAGUGAGAAGGGUGGAACAGAAGGCACCAUGGCCAUGCUUUCCAGGUUUAUAGCUGCAUUCCUACCAUCCAGAAAACAAGUUGCAGGGAUGUUUGCAGAGGAAAAAGAACCAGUUGCUAAAGUACGGGACGAAGAAGAAGAUGAAGACGAGGAUGAGGAGGAUGAGGAAGAAGUGGAAGAUUAUGAUGAGGAUGAGGAUGAAGAAGAAGAGGAGAAUGAGGAUGAGGUUGAAGGGGGAGAAGAUGAGGAUGAAGAAGAAGCUGAUGAUGAGGAUGAGAAAGAAGAUGAAGAAGAGGACAAAGAAGCAGCAGCUGAGGUUGAGAUAGAUGAGGAUGAUGAUGAUGAUGAUGAUGAUGAUGAUGAUGAUGAUGAUGAUGCUGAUGAAGAGUAUGAGGCUCCCAUUCUGAUGGAUGUUGAUGACACAGAGACAGAAGCUUCUGCUGGAGAUGAUGACAGAGAGGAGGAUGACACCACAGCUGAAGCUGAAACUGAAGCAAUUACAGAUGAGGAUGCCAGUGAUACUGCUGUUGCUUCCAGUGAUGAUGACCAUAAUGAAGAGGAUGAAACCAAUGAUGCCAGUGCUGAAGUCACAGAGGAUGCUCCUGCUUCUACUGCAAAUGAAAACGACGAUGAUGAUUAUGGUAAAGAGGAGGAAAUUGAUGUCACAGAAGAUGUUGUUUAUGACAUCCAGGACGAUGACAUUGACAUUGUUGCAGAACAAGUAGAUGCUGUUGCCUCUUCUGCAGAUGAUGAUGAUGAGGAUAAAGAUGAUGAGGAAGAUGAUAGCAUAGAUGAUGACAAAACAGAUGAUGAUGCUAAACCCAUUGACCUAGAAGAUGACGAUGAUGACGAUGAUGAUAUCAAGGUCAAUCUUGCUGAUAGUGAGGGUAUUGAUAUCUCAGACACAUUAGCUGAGGAUACAACUGAUGACUCUACAGAUAGUUUAGAGGACACUGAUGAUGACGACGACGACAUUGUCAAUGAGGACAGUGGUGCCAUCGUUGAUUCAGUUGACAAAACACUGGAGGAUUCAGGUGAGACUGGUUGCGACGUCGCAGACAUUUCUGGUGACACAGCAUAUGAUGACGAUGAGGGGAAGGAUGCAGCUGAAGUGAUCGGCAAAGAUGAUGACAUCACACCAGAAGCCUUUGAUAGUUCUGCUCCUGAGGAAGAUGAUCUAUCCAAGGAUGAAGAAGAGGAGGAUGAUGAUGGCAUUGAUGACCUUCUUUUGACAGUAACGCCACCUGUUGAAGAAACAAUAACCCCACUUUCUGAAGAGGCUAAAGAGACUGAAGUAGAGGAAAAGACAGAAGAGAUCCAAGAGAUCAUCCCUCCAGAAGCACCAGAAGAGGAGGAGGAGGAGACUGAGGAACCAUCUGCUGAACCAGAGCUGACAAUAGAGGAAGCUUUGGAAGAAGAGGUAGUGGGGGAAGAGACAGCAGAGCCCGAAUCCAAGGAGGAGGUAGAACCCAUCACUGAUACCAAGGAAGAGGAGGAGGAGGUAGCACCAGAGCAUGAACUUGAGGAGGUGGUGGUAGCAGCAUUGCCUGAAGCCGAGGAGGAAGAUGAGGUAGCUCCUGAGCCCAAGGAGGAGGUAGAACCUGCAGUCAAAGAGGUAAAGGUCCAGCAAGCUGCUACUCCUGCACAUCAAGUAGUGUGCCCUUGUCUGCAUUCAUCAAAACCAAAAGAACCUGAAAGUGAGCCAGCGGAGGAAAAAGCUAAACAUGUCAAGAGGAAAGUAGCCAAGCAAGCUAAAAAGGCCACUCCUGACCGGAAGAAGGCCCCUAAAAAGGAACCAGCGGUGAGAACUAAGAGAGAACGAGACAUGUGCAAGCCAGUUGAGAACACAAAAAGGAGAGAGGUUGCAAGGCAAUUGGAGUUGGAAGAGGCGAUCAGAAAGAGAGAACUCAGACUUAAAAAGGAAGAGAAGGAGAAGUCCACAAAGAAAGAUUCUCAACAUGUAGAUGCAGGGGUACCUGCACCUGCACCAGUUCCCACCUGUCAACCCACACCAGUCUACUGGCCAUCAUCACCUCCGGGCUGGUAUCUGCAUCACAUAUUCACAGACAAUCCAUUCCCACCUACAACUAUGACAGCAUCUCCACUGCAUAUUCCAACAGCUCAUCCAACUCAGUCAUUUUAUCAAGCUCCUCCAGCGUAUCAAGUUUAUCAAGCUCCUCCAGCUCAACCAGCAGCUCUAGUUCAACCAGCUGAACCAGCACCUGCACCAGCUACUCAACCAGCUGAACCAGCACCUGCACCAGCUACUCAACCAGCUGAACCUACACAUGCACCAGCUACUCAACCAGCUGAACCAGCACCUGCACCAGCUGAACCAGCAACUCAACCAACUGAACCAGCACCAGCACCUGAACUUGCACCGACAACUCAACCAGCUUCAUGGACUCAAGAACCACAGGCUCCCAAAGAAAAGCAGAAGGCUGGCAUCAUAAAGAAGGUUCCAAAGGAAAAGACCAAGGCAGCUGCCCCAAAGAAGGACGCUGUGGUGUCCAAAGAGAAGGUCAAACCAGCUGUUGUAAAGAAAGAAGCUGUUGUCUCCAAAGAAAAGACAAAACCUACCACAAUGAAGAAAGAGCCAGUGCCGCCUAAAGAAAAAGUUAAGAAGCAAGACGCUGUGGUGUCCAAAGAGAAGGUCAAACCAGCUGUUGUAAAGAAAGAAGCUGUUGUCUCCAAAGAAAAGACAAAACCUACCACAAUGAAGAAAGAGGUUGUUGUUUCCAAAGAUAAAGCUAAAACAACAGCUGCCAAGAAAGAGCCUGUGGAAAAGGACAAAAUAACUCCUACGAAGAAAGAGCCUGCAAUCUCCAAAGAAAAAGUGAAGACAAACACUACCAAGACAACCACAAGCACUUCCAAGAAAGUUGUUUCAGAACCUGAGCCCCUAAAAGACAAAGCCACUCCGAGAGUCCCCACUAUGAGGAAAGGGAACCACACUAAUGUAGUGGUGCCAAUGGUAAAAGCCAUGGCUAGAGUUGUCGCUAUGAGACCCAUCCCUACAACAAAAGUGACAGAGGAGAAGCUAUCCAAAGAACCUGAGACAGAGAAAACAAAAGCGGCAGAGAAAAAAGAGGUUGUUGUUUCCAAAGAUAAAGCUAAAACAACAGCUGCCAAGAAAGAGCCUGUGGAAAAGGGCAAAAUAACUCCUACAAAGAAAGAGCCUGCAAUCUCCAAAGAAAAAGACAAGACAAGCACUACCAAGACAACCACAAGCACUUCCAAGAAAGAAGCUGUUGUCUCCAAAGAAAAGACAAAACCUAUCACAAUGAAGAAAGAGGUUGUUGUUUCCAAAGAUAAAGCUAAAACAACAGCUGCCAGGAAAGAGCCUGUGGAAAAGGACAAAAUAACUCCUACAAAGAAAGAGCCUGCAAUCUCCAAAGAAAAAGUAAAGACAAGCACUACCAAGACAACCACAAGCACUUCCAAGAAAGUUGUUUCAGAUCCUGAGCCCCUAAAAGAGAAAGCCACUCCGAGAGUCCCCACUAUGAGGAAAGGGAACCACACUAAUGUAGUGGUGCCAAUGGUAAAAGCCAUGGCUAGAGUUUUCGCUAUAAGACCCAUCCCUACAACAAAAGUGACAGAGGAGAAGCUAUCCAAAGAACCUGAGACAGAGAAAACAAAAGCGGCAGAGAAAAAAGAGGUUGUUGUUUCCAAAGAUAAAGCUAAAACAACAGCUGCCAAGAAAGGACCUGUGGAAAAGGACCAAAUAACUCCUACGAAGAAAGAGCCUUCAAUCUCCAAAGAAAAAGACAAGACAAGCACUACCAAGACAACCACAAGCACUUCCAAAAAAGAAGCUGUCUCCAAAGAAAAUACAAAACCUACCACAAUGAAGAAAGAGGUUGUUGUUUCCAAAGAUAAAGCUAAAACAACAGCUGUCAAGAAAGAGCCUGUGGGAAAGGACAAAAUAACUCCCACGAAGAAAGAGCCUGCAAUCUCCAAAGAAAAAGUGAAGACAAACACUACCAAGACAACCACAAGCACUUCCAAGAAAGUUGUUUCAGAACCUGAGCCCCUAAAAGAGAAAGCCACUCCGAGAGACCCCACUAUGAGGAAAGGGAACCACACUAAUGUAGUGGUGCCAAUGGUAAAAGCCAUGGCUAGAGUUGUCGCUAUGAGACCCAUCCCUACAACAAAAGUGACAGAGGAGAAGCUAUCCAAAGAACCUGAGACAGCAAAAGAGAAACCAAAAGCGGCAGAGAAAAAAGAAGACAAGGUAAAGGAUGUGAAGACAUCAGAUGCCAAAGCUAAAACCACACUCUCUGUGAAGACAGCCCAGCCCACUCAACCACAUAAAGCUGAGAAGACUGAGAAGAAAGCUGUGAAGAAGGCUAAAGAGAAAGAAGUGAAGCCUCCUGGUAUAGCAAAAGAAUCUCAGACUGACGAUAAUGCCAUGGACAAGAAGAAGCCAGGUCAGAAAGUAUUGCAGUGUGUUUUAAUGGUUGGAAAGAAUGCCCACUACCCUUUGCGACCUUCCACCCCUGGUAUGACCCCUGUGUCGAUGAGCCCAGCCAUGCGGUCCAUGAUGUUGCAGCAGGCGCAGCAGCAGAAAGCCAGAGCGGCGGGGCAGUAGACUAGCUCCUCACCUCCAUGCUGCUCCCUCUAGUCAGUCUGCACGACAGCCUUAACCAGGAUAAUCAGGGACUAAAGGGGAAGGAUGGAUGGACAGUACAGUAUUAUUUAUUUUUCUAUGACCGGUCGAGCUCCCGUGAGUUAAGUCAAUGAACUAUUUUCUUUUACCUGUGGCUUUGCCGCUUUUGAUAGCGCUCAGUGCUGAGUCCUUUGUGAUCUAUGUUUUUCAACAGAUUUAUUUAUAAGAAAAGGAGUGUAAGUUAUGCCUAUGUAUUACCUUAGGAAGCAAAUGGAAUUGAUCAUUUCUGUAAAUUUCAACCAAAUUCAAUGUACAUAUGCAUAUAAAUUGUAAUUAGGCUCAAGUUCAAUGUAUAUAAUGUACAUGUGAUAUCAACAUCUUGCCAUUUUCAUUUGUUGAAUAAUUACUUCACGUUAUAAUUUUUUCAUUUGUUACUUUCAUCACAACAUUCAUAAUGACAUUCAUAAUGAGUUCAGAAUGGCAAAACAUCUAUAAAUUGAUUUUAGGGUCAUACAUUAUCAAUGGCACUGUGAUUAAAAUAGAGUUUAGUUUUUAUUUCAUGUUUUGAUUCUAUUUUAUUAAGGAAACAAGUUGAACAUGCUAUACAAUAACAAAUGAACAAUAUAGCUCACUUUCUCCGAACAUGUCCAUGUCUGUAUGCUUCUGUUGAUGUGUGACAUACCCUGUCCAUUUUUUAAGACUAUGGUAAUAGUUGAGCAUCAAAUAAACAGUGACAAUCUUCGUAAUCAUUUUAGAAAUUGUGUGCAUCACAGUUUGAUCAUGAAAGAGGAUCGAUAUUUGUAUUUGUAUAAAAAUUGCUGAAAUUGAUAUUUUAGAUUUGAGUAUAUCUGUAUUUAGAAAGAAUAUUUAUUUUUUAUUUUUUUAAUAUUCAUCAAAUUAGUUUGCCUGCCAAAGAUGACAAGAAGUUGUCACCUACAGUAAACGUUUCUACUCCUUGUCAGAUGUUAUUAGAUAAGGUAUGUUAACACUAACUGUAGUUAUCUGACCAGAUCUGCAUAAAACACAUAGCUUAAGAACACUGCCUUAUCACUCAUUACAGUAAAGCAAGGUGAUGUUAUGUUGUCAUUUUUGUUUGAUAUGCUACUUCCAUGUAAAUAACUGCAUCAGCUUGUAUCUUGCUGCUUGGCAUGUUGGUAAAGAAUUGUGGGAAGAUGACUAUGGUACCAUUUCUCAUGGAAGCUCCCGUUGUUAACCAGAAUAACCUCUUCUCUCUCUCUCUCUCCUGAGGAGUGUGUGUGUGUACUGAGAAUGCAACACUAGAGGUCAAGUCAAUGACUGUCCACACUUGAUUUAUUAAUUUUUUUACAACUGACAAUGAUUCUUGUGAGAUGGUGUUAUGACGUCAUCCUGUGAUAUAUAGGUGUGGAUGACUUUAUCAUCGCUGUCAUGUUACUAUCAUGGCGCUUGCUGCCAUGCGCAGCAGCCUACUGCUGAAUCAUGUUCAAGUAGGAGUGCCUUUAUUCUGAUAAUGGUGCUGCUGUGCUGAGUCCAGCGUAUCCAUUGUUGUCUUACUCAACUAAAGACUGGUGUCAGGAGUCCAUGUUUCAAGACCAUGUGAAAGAAACUAUUGGGCCUGAGAUCAGAUGUCCUUUAUACAGUAGAAGGGAAAAUAAGAAUGCUCAGUAAGUGGUGGCUUGAGAGCCCAUACUGUGAAAGCCUGGUUACCUUCUCUAUUCAGCUAUUACAUUCCAAACUCUGCCACUCCUGUCAUUUGCCAGCUUUGGUAAAUGACAGGAGUGGCAAGGAGUGGAAUGUUAGCUAAAAAGACUGGUAGCCAGACUAUUGAAAAUGAGAGGGAAGGCCGAGAAACUCUACUUUGUUUUGACUGUAGCUGUCUCAGCCUGUAGCUUGUAUGGUAUCUACUAUCUAUCCAUACAUUUUGCAGUGUCACAUGCAUCCACAGUCCGCAACAACAGCUCAACAAAGUAUUGUGAAGUAGGCCAAAGGAAAAAAUCUUGACUUUGAAGUUCCAGUGCACCAUUUCCUGUACCACCAGGGGAAAUGCUGCUGUCUGUCUGCUGUGUGUUGUUUUCUGUGGAUCUGACUGAUGGAGGCAGAGUCCUCCACACUUAUCUACAAUGCAACAACAGAGAUUACACUAAUUAUAUAUUUUUAUAAUUAUAACUAUGUCUUACCUUUCUAUUCUUUUGUCAGAGAAAUGUAUUUACUCUUGGCAGAAUGGACUUGUUGGUUGACUGCUCUUUCAUUAUGAGCUCGGUCAUACCAUCAUACCUUCCCAGUCAUUAAGUAUAACAAAGCAUUGACUAGACAACCGUACAGUAUGAUGUUUAAAUACCUGAUGUUUACUUGAUUUACAACAUUGCCCCUGGCACAUUGUGGAAUGUCUUGACAGAAUACAGACCUCAGAUAUACAUGAUUAAUAAGCACGGAUUCUGUGCUGAUUAUGUUAGCUGUAACAAUGUCAUUUUAAAGACAAUUAUUCACAAACUAAAUAUAUUUUGGGUUGUUUUGUUCUUUUGGACGAUUCAUUUUUGGUCAUUUCCUGUGUAUUAUGCAUGACUAUUAUUUAAAAAAAGACAAAACAUUUGUCAGUUAUUGUCUCUGGUUCUAUGUCUCAGUUACACUCUGGUGAGCACUGUAGGACUUCAAAUAUUAGCUUUAAUCAUAUCUCAGUCAGACAUCAGUUGAGCUGUAAAGGAUGGAAUAGAUAGCUUUACUAUGAGAUGUGUACGCUCUGUUGAUUUGAGACUUCCCAUUAAUACAGAAGAGUUUCCUAACAUGCACGGAGGAAAAGAAACUCUCAGCCUUAAAUAUCAGAUAUGUUCCCAAAGACAUCCCAGAUUAAUUGUCUUGCCAAAAAUACAUACUUUAUUUUGAGCUAUUCCUUUUUACAGAUAUUUAUCUUGUCAAUGCUCCAUUACUAGAUUCUGAGACUAUUUCUAAACUAUGUUUGCCUUCUGUAGUUACUGUAUGUUCUGUAAUUGAUCACAACAUGAUGCCACUGAUGCUGUUCUUAAUUAAGUUGUAGUUUGUUGUUGUUGUUGUUGCAGUUUUAACAAAGUUCAAACCAUUAUUUAAACAGCAACGCAACAACACAUCAAUCAAUGCCCAGAAAUAUACAUUUAAAGUAUGUUGUACAUGGUGCAUAAAACAACUGAUAACUGAUUUUUUUUAAAGCAUUUAUCAAUUGUUGCAGUAUUUAUAAGAAUGUAUUGGUUUUUUUUGUUUUCAGAACAAUGUGCUCUUGACUUAUUUUGUUGUUAACCUCAUUUUUGUGUAUACAUUUAGCAAAACGUGGACUGCACAUGGCAAUGCAAUGUUAGCGUUACAAAUCGAGUAAACAUGUCAAAAAAAUAAACAAUAAGUCUGUUUGA
Oncorhynchus kisutch (coho salmon) is the source of this 8873-nucleotide messenger RNA. RefSeq names its product triadin. Gene Ontology annotation, cellular component: junctional sarcoplasmic reticulum membrane; sarcoplasmic reticulum; plasma membrane. Gene Ontology annotation, biological process: heart contraction; regulation of release of sequestered calcium ion into cytosol by sarcoplasmic reticulum; regulation of cardiac muscle cell membrane potential. The transcript has 61 exons. The record is from RefSeq and is a predicted model, not a curated record. Gene Ontology annotation, molecular function: signaling receptor binding. Lineage: Eukaryota; Metazoa; Chordata; Actinopteri; Salmoniformes; Salmonidae. The coding region runs from base 463 to 5499 and encodes 1678 amino acids.